UCCCAACACUGCGUCCCGUGCGUCCGUCCUUCCGUUCGUUCAGCAGAAUCAGCAGAAUUGGCACGACUCGCACUGAUUCGCACGUUGAUCGCAAGGAUCAGCACGGAUCUGCACGGAUCGUCGGCCGAAGAGGAAGAAUUCAUUGGAACUCAUCCAACGACUCAUUGGUCACUAUGGUUGCAUCAGCAGGCGUUCUGACGACAGAAAUUUUGGAUCAGUUGCGCGAAAAGUUCUAUGAGGACAGUCGGAAUUCUUUGGCGCAAAAUGUCUGUACUAGAACAAACCCCUUGGAAGCUUGUGCUUCGCGGAAAGUAGUGCAAGAAACUCAGCACGUGUUCAACCACAAGGUGUCCACGGAGGGGAAGCCCAUAACGAAUCAGAAGAAUUCUGGCAGAUGUUGGAUAUUCUCUGCCUUAAAUGUGAUACGGAUCGUCUUUAUGAAACAAUACAAUUUAGACGAGUUCGAGUUCAGUCAAGCAUAUGUGUUCUUCUGGGACAAGCUUGAACGAUGCAACUAUUUUCUACAUAACAUCGUGAAAACUGGUAAAAGGAACGAACCGGUGGAUGGUCGGUUGGUGUCGUUCCUGUUACAGGAUCCCAUCAACGACGGUGGACAAUGGGACAUGAUCAUCAAUCUCGUUAACCGAUAUGGCCUCGUUCCCAAAGCUUGUUUCCCAGAAUCGUACAGUAGCGAGACUAGUUCGCGCAUGAACACGAUUUUAAAAAGUAAACUGAGAGAGUACGCCAAAGAGUUGAGAGACAUGAUGUCCAAGGAUGCGACCGAGGACGAACUGGAAGCUAAGAUCCUCGAGCAGAUGACUGUCAUGUACCGAAUACUUGGUAUCUGUCUAGGGAUACCUCCAAAAACGAUCACCUGGGAAUAUUAUGACAAGUCAAAAAAUUAUAACAAGUUCGGACCCGUAACGCCAGUAGAAUUCUACGAGACAUACGUGAAACCCUACUACAACGUGGAAGACAAAGUUUGCUUGGUGUCCGAUCCCAGGCCGACUAAUCCAUUUGGCAAACUUUAUACCAUAGAUUGUUUAGGAAACGUCCUGGGUGGGCGACCUACUCUGUAUAACAAUCAACCGCCUGAAUUAUUAAUGAAAUUGUGCGCAGAGAGCAUCAAGCAAAACGAGCCCGUAUGGUUCGGAUGCGACGUUAAUAAACGUAUAUUGAGUAAGCAAGGUAUACAGGAUCUGUGCGUGUACGAUUUUGAAUUGAUGUUCGGAACCAAUAUACAAAUGAAUCUCACGAAAGCGGACAGACUACUCUACGGCGAUUCUAUGAUGAUGCAUGCGAUGGCUUUAACAGCCGUUUCGAUAACUGACGAAGGAAAGAUCAAGCAGUUUCGAGUAGAGAAUUCCUGGGGAGAUGAGCAAGGACAGAAGGGGUAUCUACUGUUGACAGCCGACUGGUUCGCCGAAUUUGUUUUCGAAGUAGUCAUCGACAAGAAAUUAGUGUCCGCCGAUGUUUUGGACGUAUUCAAACAAGAACCUAUUAUUCUACCUGCAUGGGAUCCUAUGGGCACUCUUGCCCAGUGAUAGUUCUAAUUAAGAGUAAGCAGCUUGUAACACUUUCAGAUUGAAAAUAUUUUAAUUAACAGAAGACUGCAUAUAUAAUAUUAAAAAUUAAACGUCAGAUAAUCUAAAUACUACUACCGCGAACGCAUCGAUAACAUCAUCAUCGUCAUCACAGCGUGACAACCGAAGACUUUUCAACACUUUUGUAUAGUUAAUUAACACGAAAUUCGAACGUCGACUAAGGGAUAACUAUUAGAAAGUUGAAUUACGACGUGUAUUUGAAUCGUUCAAUAAUACUGGGUGUGUGAAAUCAAACACAAGCAGUUGUACGCUGUAAUUAAUGGAAAAAUAAAAAUGAACUAAUGCACA
Ceratina calcarata is the source of this 1892-nucleotide messenger RNA. RefSeq names its product bleomycin hydrolase. Lineage: Eukaryota; Metazoa; Arthropoda; Insecta; Hymenoptera; Apidae. Gene Ontology annotation, biological process: response to toxic substance; proteolysis; L-homocysteine catabolic process. Gene Ontology annotation, cellular component: cytoplasm. The record is from RefSeq and is a predicted model, not a curated record. Bases 174 to 1544 code for a protein of 456 amino acids. Gene Ontology annotation, molecular function: cysteine-type aminopeptidase activity. The transcript is spliced from 4 exons.